Molecule: messenger RNA, 2091 nt
Organism: Adineta steineri
Lineage: Eukaryota; Metazoa; Rotifera; Eurotatoria; Adinetida; Adinetidae
Source: the annotation of a GenBank genome assembly
AUGGUGAAAACAACAGAAAAUAAUUCAGAUACAGGAGCAACAGAGCAACUAGCUGCACACCCAGCUCAAAUUCCCACUCAUCCAGAUGAGAAAAAAAGUCUACCAGCACCAAAUAUUGUUCCUGAUGGAGUUUCUCCACCAAUACAACAUCCAUUAGAUCCAUUAAAUGCUGAUGAAAUAAACUUAACAACACGAUUACUUCUGGCAUCAUCAAAGUUUCAAAAAUAUAUGCGUAUCAUAACAAUAACUCCAAAUGAACCUGACAAUAAACAAUCUGUUGUUAAUUAUAAAUCAAAAGAUCAAUUACAACGACGUGCUACUGCAACAGUUCGUGAUCCCAAAGGUCGAACAACUUAUGAGUUUGUUGUUGAUUUAACAAAUAAAACUGUUGAAAAAUGUACUGAAUACAAGAAUGGUCAACCUGGUUUAACAUUUGACGAAAUGGUUGAAGGUGAUGAUUUACUUCGUGCAAAUAAAGAUUUGUUAGCUGCAUUUGCUAAACGAAAUAUUAAAAUGGAUGAUGUUGUUUUUUAUCCAUUUUCAUCUGGUUAUCGUGAUGAAACAGAUGCAUCAUCUAAAAGACGAAUCUAUCGUCCAUAUGCUGCUGUUAGAAAACAUCCAGAAGAUAAUUAUUAUGCACAUCACAUUGAUGGUCUUGUUAUUACUGUUGAUUUAGAUUCAUUUACAGUUGAAGUUGAAGAUCAUGCCAUUAUACCGAUAGCUCCAAAAUCUGGUAAUUAUGAUCCAGAAGGUAUUAAAUCACCAGACAAUGUACCCUAUUUUCCUGAUGGUAUUCGAAAAGAUCUUAAACCAUUUAUUAUUACUCAACCUGAAGGUCCAUCAUUUCAAAUAGAUGGCUAUCAAAUUUCAUGGCAAAAAUGGCGUAUUAGAGUAGGAUUCAAUGUUCGAGAAGGUCUUACAAUGAAUAUGGUUGAAUAUUUUGAUCAAAAUCGUUAUAGACCUAUCUUUUAUCGAGCAGCUAUCUCUGAAAUGUGGAUACCGUACGCUGAUGCUAGUCCUGGACAUAAUUAUAAAAAUGCAUUUGAUGUUGGUGAAGCUGGCAUAGGUUUAUUAACAAAUAGUUUAGUGCUUGGAUGUGAUUGUCUUGGUGAGAUUCGUUAUUUGGAUGGUAUUGUUAAUAAUAAUCAAGGUCAAGCAUUAUUAUUAAAAAAUGCUAUUUGUAUUCAUGAAGAAGAUAUUGGAUUACUUUGGAAACAUACCGAGUUUGUUGACCAACGUGUUCAAUGUCGUCGUUCAAGACGUCUUGUUAUAUCUUCAAUGAUUACAGUGGGUAAUUAUGAAUAUGGUUUGUAUUGGUAUUUUUUUCAAGAUGGUACUAUUCAAUUUGAAGCUAAACUUACUGGAAGUAUUGCACCAGGUGCAUAUGAAACUGAUAAACCACCUGUCUCUGGUGGAAUAGUAGCUGAAGGAUUAUAUGGUCCACAUCAUCAACAUUUUUUCAACAUGCGUAUUGAUUGGAUGCUUGAUGGAAUGAAAAAUUCGCUCGUCGAAGUUAAUUGUGAACCAAUACCGAAAGGACCACAAAAUCCAGCAGGAAAUGCUUGGAUAGCACAAGAAACAAUCUUAAAAACUGUUGGUGAAGCACGUCGAUUACAUGAUGAUAAAAAAGGUCGUGCUUGGAAAAUUAUUAAUAGUCAAAGUAAAAAUCAUGUUAAUCAACCAGUUGCUUAUAAAAUUAUUCCAUCUGGUCCACCAUGUUAUCCGUUAUGUGAUGAAGAUUCUUGUCAAGGUCGUCGAGGUGUAUUUGCCCGUAAUCACAUAUGGGCAACACAAUAUCAUCCAGAAGAAUUAUAUGCUGCUGGUCUUUUUCCUAAUCAAUCUCCUGGUGAUGAUGGUAUUGUUGCUUAUAGUGAAAAACAUAAAAAUGAAUCAUUAGUUGAUAGUGAUCUUGUUACUUGGUAUACAUUUGGUGUUACACAUAUUGUACGACCUGAAGAUUGGCCUAUUAUGCCUAUCGAAACAUGUGGAUUUCGUUUGAAACCGUAUGGAUUUUUUGCUGGAAGUCCAGCACUAGAUGUUCCACCACCGGUUGCAAAGGAAUGUCACGGAGGAACAUGCUUAAAGCAUUAA